GCGUCAGUCCCCCGCCUCCAGAUCCGUGUCCAGCUACUAGGUCUCUCCCAGCUGCGGUGCGGUUGUCAUUUCCGGAGAAAAAUGGCUACAGUGCGAGUCCUGAGGACCUGGGGCCGGAGUGCUGGGCGGCUGAUUUGUGUUCGCUAUUUUCAAGCAUGUAGUAGUGGUCAUCUUUUGAAGCCAAAAUGUGUGUGUUUGUUGGGUUACCCUUCCUUCAAGUAUAGUCAUCCACAUCACUUGCUGAAAACAGUUGCUGCUCUGCAUGGACAGGUUGUUCAAUUCAAACUCUCAGACAUCGGAGAAGGAAUCAAAGAAGUAACUGUUAAAGAAUGGUAUGUAAAAGAAGGAGAUACAGUGUCUCAGUUUGAUAGCAUCUGUGAAGUUCAGAGUGAUAAAGCUUCUGUUACCAUCAGUAGUCGUUAUGAUGGAGUCAUUAAAAAGCUCUAUUAUAAUCUAGAUGAUGUUGCCUAUGUGGGGAAGCCAUUAGUAGACAUAGAGACCGAAGCUUUAAAAGAUUCAGAAGAAGAUGUUGUUGAAACUCCUGCAGUAUCCCAUGAUGAACACACACACCAAGAGAUAAAGGGCCAAAAAACACUAGCAACUCCUGCAGUCCGUCGCCUGGCUAUGGAAAACAAUAUUAAACUGAGUGAAGUUGUUGGCUCAGGAAAAGAUGGAAGAAUACUUAAAGAAGAUAUUCUCAACUAUUUGGAAAACCAGACAGGAGCCAUAUUACCUCCUUCACCAAAAGCUGAAGUUAUAUCACCUCCACCAAAGCCAAAAGACAGGACUGUUCCCAUGUCAAUAUCAAAGCCUCCAGUAUUCAUAGGCAAAGACAAAACAGAACCUGUAACAGGCUUUCAAAAAGCAAUGGUCAAGACCAUGUCUGCAGCUCUGAAGAUACCUCACUUUGGGUAUUGUGAUGAGCUUGAUCUUACUGAACUGCUUAAGCUACGAGAAGAAUUAAAACCUAUUGCUUUGGCUCGUGGAAUUAAACUAACCUUCAUGCCUUUUUUCAUAAAGGCUGCUUCUUUGGGAUUACUACAGUUUCCAAUCCUCAAUUCUUCAGUGGAUGAAAACUGCCAGACUAUAACAUACAAGGCUUCUCAUAACAUUGGGAUAGCAAUGGAUACGAAGCAGGGGUUGAUCGUCCCCAAUGUGAAAAAUGUUCAGAUCUGCUCUGUAUUUGAGAUUGCCACUGAAUUGAACCGCCUCCAGGAUCUGGGUUCUUCGGGUCAGCUCAGCACCAUUGACCUUACCGGGGGAACAUUUACUCUUUCCAACAUUGGAUCGAUUGGUGGUACUUAUGCCAAAGCAGUGAUAUUGCCACCUGAAGUAGCAAUUGGGGCCCUUGGAUCAAUCCAGGUCCUUCCUCGAUUUAACCAGAAAGGAGAAGUAUAUAAAGCACAGAUAAUGAAUGUGAGCUGGUCAGCUGACCACAGGAUUAUUGAUGGAGCUACAAUGGCACGCUUCUCUAAUUUGUGGAAAUCCUACCUAGAAAACCCAGCUUUUAUGCUUCUAGAUCUGAAAUGAAGAUUAAUAAGAUAUUCUUGAACUUUCUGAAUUUCCAAAGAGUAUGUAAAACCUAGCUGUGGUGCACAUAUUCUUAUAUGUUGUGUUGUAAAUUAUGUGUAUUAUAUAACUAAGGUUCUAAGGCACAGUAUUUAUCACUAUUCUGUUAGACUUUUUAGAGAAAAUGAACAAUGGUGGAACAGUUCUCCUGGGACUGUCACAUUUCAUAACUCAGAGUGUGACUUCUUAACAUGGUGCUUUGGUCUUGGUGUAGAUAGAUUGAAACUGGCAAGAAAACAAAGUUACUGUUACUAAAAAUCAGCCAUAUACCUAUAGCUUUUCUUUCUCUUCCUCACUUCCUUCCUUCCUCCCUCUCUUUCUUCCUUCCUUCCUUCUUUUCCCUUUUUUAAAAACUAAUCUUUAGUAAAACUUUUAUAAUUUAAUGAGAAAAAGGAAUUUUUUUUGAGACAGGGUAUGUAGCCCAGGCUGGCCUUGAGUUCACUACAUAGCCCAGGCUGCCCUCAGACUCAAAAGAAUCCUUGUGCCUCAGCCUCCUGAGUGCAGGGAUUACAGACAUGUGCCACCACACCAAUCUGGGAAAAGGAAUUUAUAUACAAAAAUAUUUUCCUUUUCCCUACAGUCAUGUUAAUUGUUGUAUAAAAUAAGUGCAAUUAUACUUAUCUGUUAAGAUACCCAAGGAGUAUACUCUUGCUCCUUUUAGAGACUGUGCUCUAUAAAUGUCUCAUUUAAAUAAAUUUAUGUCUUUUAAAAGGGAAAAUUGUUCUUAAUUAUAAUGUUAUAACCAGUAAGGGUAUUAAAAGUAUAUGUUUAAAAUAGAUAUACUUUUAGAAUUUUGGUAAUGCUUUGGCAUUUUCUUGAGAAAAACUUCACCUUUGGAAACUUCAUGUGGGGAAAAGUAUUUUAAAUGCAGCAGUUACUGACUAUUUUAAAGUCAAACUUGCUUUAAUUUUCUUGACCUUUUGCUAAAAAUAGGAUAAGGAAAGGACUAAGAGUUUAUUUUAUUCUCCAUAGUCUGAAUAAGAACAUGAAUAAAAAAGAGAGAAAUGUCUAAUGGGUAAUUAUGGACAAAAAUUAAAUAAUAAAUUUUAUACAGAAAUGAAGGCUUUAUGUUUGUCUUUUUUUUUAAAGAUCACUGUAAUCAGAAACAGCAUUAUGUUGAAUUUAACCUGGCAUUUAAUUUUGAAUUCAGAUAUCUGAGUUGCUUCUAAUAUUGUCCUAUUUAAUAUGAUAUGACACAAUUAGUUGUCAAUGUUCUGUGAGUUUUUUGUUUUUUGGUUUUUUGGGGGGUUUUUUUGGUAGCAGGGAUCGAACUUGGGUCCUUGCGCUUAGAGGCAAGUGGCAGAACCACUGAGCUAAAUCCCUGGCCCUGUUUUGUGAGUUUUAAAACAAGGUCAUUUUGCUGUCUACUUGAUUAUUUUCUGAAACAAUUUUCAAAUCAAAGUAAUACAUGGUGUUAUUUUAAGAUUUCAGAUUAUAUGAAGAGUUACAAAGUAGCCCCCAUAAUCAUACCACUAUUAAUAUUUUGAUGUAUGUAUCUGUAAACAUAUUCUUUUUAUAAAAAUGGGAUCAUGUAUAACUACUGUUUUAUAAUUUGAUUUUUUAAAAUUUAUCAUUAUAUUAUGGGUAACUUUUAUGUCAAUAAACAAUUUCACUGACUUUGUAAUA
Heterocephalus glaber (naked mole-rat) is the source of this 3195-nucleotide messenger RNA. It is a transcript of the gene Dbt, whose product is annotated as dihydrolipoamide branched chain transacylase E2. Gene Ontology annotation, cellular component: mitochondrion; cytoplasm. NCBI's taxonomy places the organism in Eukaryota, Metazoa, Chordata, Mammalia, Rodentia, Bathyergidae. Gene Ontology annotation, molecular function: acetyltransferase activity; lipoic acid binding. The record is from RefSeq and is a predicted model, not a curated record.